Messenger RNA from Populus nigra (black poplar), 728 nucleotides. RefSeq lists its product as uncharacterized. The record is from RefSeq and is a predicted model, not a curated record. The transcript is spliced from 2 exons. Bases 90 to 515 code for a protein of 141 amino acids. NCBI's taxonomy places the organism in Eukaryota, Viridiplantae, Streptophyta, Magnoliopsida, Malpighiales, Salicaceae.
UGUAGGUUUCGUUUAGAAUCUUUGAGGAUUGAAGUCCAUAAGGUAGGUUUAAUCCUUGCAGUUAAAGAUUAUUGAAGAAGAAGAAGAAGAUGAUUCGAUGGAUAAAAAAGAAGCUACGAAAAAUAAAGGUUGUUGAAGAUCACAAUAAUGAAGUUUCAGCAGAAAGAAACUCCCUCCAGGAUCAAAAACCUGUAGGUGAAAGAGAAGUAAAUGGCUUCGAGUACCAGAUACGAUCAAAGGACGAGGACAUACGACGUCUUGAGCACGAGCUAGCUAUGAAGGACGAGGAAAUGCGACGUCUUAAGAGCCAACUAGAUGUGGUAGAGAAGGAAUUUGCCAGCCUGAGGAUUGCCAUCUGGUCAGCUUGUAACGAUUUGAGCAACGCAGUUACCACUGCUGAUGAUGCUCUUAAGUUUACAGACAAAAGUCCUUCCAAGAACGGAAUUGAACAUUUCUUUACAGAAGAAGACCUCUAUGGAGCUGUGUCAUCGGCGCAGGGAGCGUACCCUGGUUAGAUAAAUAUCAAUGUUAAAAUAAUCCUAUUGAUCUAUUUUGAGGGGUAGCUUUCUAUUAUUUAAUAAAAGUAUACUUGAUAAAUGUGAUGUGAUAUAUAAGAAGUUUAUUUAGAAAACUAGUUAUCACCACUCUACCAUACUACACCACGUUGUUUUAUUCCAUCGAAGACAUACUGGUAAAUAAUUUAGAGUUUGAAGAGAGUUUUAGUUUUC